Molecule: messenger RNA, 2934 nt
Organism: Gloeophyllum trabeum ATCC 11539
Lineage: Eukaryota; Fungi; Basidiomycota; Agaricomycetes; Gloeophyllales; Gloeophyllaceae
Exons: 10
Coding region: 1-2934 (977 amino acids)
Biological process (GO): regulation of DNA-templated transcription
Cellular component (GO): RSF complex
Source: RefSeq, a predicted model, not a curated record
AUGGCCCGUAGAACCGUGACCGCGUCGACCCGCGCCUCCGCGAUCGCUUCUCCUACCCCGCACCCGACACAAACCCCCGUUCCCUCCAGUUCCAAUCCCGACCUUGCCCUCCUUCGACGACAGUGGAAAUGGGCCGCCUUCAGCCAGCUCUUCUACACCUUCUCUCGUCUCUUCGCCGUCGACGAUGUUACUUUGACGGACAUCGAGGAGGACCUGGUUCACUCUCGAGCCAUAGUGCUCCCGCGUAUCAUGGCCCGAUUAUUGGGUACGCUAUCGGGAGACAGGAAAACCAACCUGGACAACUGGCAAUCCGCGCUUCGUCGCCAAUAUAUGAGACGGAAGCCUGAAGCUAAUCCUAUUGGCCCUGAGCCUCCGAGAACAUCUGGAAGCUACGAAGAGCCAUACAUCCAGCUCAGUAGCCGCCUCCAAUCCACAGCAGAGCCCGAGCAUGAACCAAAAGUGGAGGAUGCGGAAGACCCCGUCCCAGAAUCCGCCCAGAAAGACACAGGUCCAUCGAGUGAUGCCAUGGAUGGGCGCACUGACGGCAGGAGGACAGAGGCACCUUCCUCUCCAGCUCCAUCUUCCUCUGAAGCCAAGCAGGGGCACCCAGUAGACUCCGCUAACACAUCCUCACCUGCGACCGCCGCUGAGCAACCUCCCUCCAAGGACUGGUUGGACCUACCGAUGCUAGAGAAAUUAGAAUCGAUGCAUACUGUGGUCGAAUGGCAUUUUGAUCACCCGGCCAGACUCAGGAAGAUAAUGAGGGACGAUGAUGAAGGUGCUAACUGGCGUAUUGAACCUAUCGGGUAUGACUCAAAGGCUAAUGCAUAUUGGUUGAUUGGCCCGGACCGUCUAUGGAUUCAGCGCGUUCCCCCAAAGCCGCCACGUCCUCCAAAGCGCAAACGAGCGCCUGCCAAGAGCACCACCCGUAAAGGUAAACAAGCCCAGACCUCUCGUGCUGCUGAACCGGCCUACGAAGAGGAGGAAGAGCCCGAAGAGGACGUCCCGGCCAGCAAGGCGCCUCGGACGCGAGGUAGUCGAGCCACAAGGCAGACGAAAAGCGCGGCAACUCCUGCUACUCCUGGCCCACGGAAGGGAGACCGAGCUGCCAAGAGACAGGCCAACAUCAAGCUCGAUGCUCAGGCAAAAGCGUUUGAGGAAUAUCAACGGCAAGCUGCAUUGGAUGCGAAGCAGCGGCCUACUAAGCGGCAGAAGACGGAGCGCUCCCCAACUAAGGCUCCUCCCCGACCGACAGGGACAAGAGUUAGCAGUCGAUUAAGGGGCUCGACUGUUGAUGAAGAGUGGCAACAGGUACCGGAAGAGUGGUUGAAAGAGGAUGAGGAACAGCCGGUAGCUAGGGGCUCGGUCGCCAGACGGACUCGGGGAGCAGCUGCAGCAGCCAGAGCUACGACCGGGCUGGAGAGUGACGCGGAUUCGAUCAGUGAACUCACUUCAUUGUCGGAUGAGCAAGAAGAUAGGACGCUCAUAAAUGACGAGCAAAAGGAACCGGUGCCCGAGCCUGUCCCUGAAUCUGCUGAUGUUGCGAAACGAUCAAGUGAACGGGUACAGCCCGAACUGCCUGCUGACUUCGUGGAAUGGGAAGCAAUUUGUGUGACGCUUUACGAGUGGGAACAUGUUGCAGAGCAAUUUGCAGGGUCUAAUCAUUACGCCGAGAAGGCUCUUUAUAAACGUCUAGUGAACGACAUCGUCCCUGCGGUGACUGCAGAGCUUCGUGAGAUUGAAAGGAAGAAAAAACUGGAAGAAGCCAUUGUGCACCGUAAGAGGUCGUCUCGGAUUGCUACCAAGGAGAGCGUCAGAGAGCAGGCUCGCAUGGAAGCUGAGCGUCGGGCGGAGGAAGAGAAGGCUUUGGCUCGCGCGAAGAGGGCCGAGGCGCGUCAGAAACAGGAGGAAGAAUCUAGGCGGAGAAGAGAGGAGGCGCGUGAGCGGAGAAGGAAGGAACGCGAGGAGAAAGAACAGAAGGCGCUGCAGGAAGAGGUGCAGCAAACCGCCGAUAGCAGCUCGAAACCCAACGGUUCUGCCGCUCCUACCCAUGAUGCUUUGCAGUUACAAGACCUGGCACAAUCCUCCAGCGGCACGACUAGUGGGAUUCAGACCCCCUCAGGUAGCGACUGGGAGGUCCACUGCGAGGUCUGCCGGAAAAGAGGGAUCAAUAUAGACAACGACGUUCCUCUGGUGCAGUGCGAAGUGUGCAAGAAAUGGCAGCACCAACAAUGUCACGACCGCGUCGACGAGGCUAAUGGUCGUCGAAGACGCAACUGGAACCAUCCUGAUUAUCAUUUCAUGUGUCAAGCGUGUCAGCCUACGCCCUCUCACACUUAUGCUACUGGGUCGGGACAACACUCGGCAUCCACAAAUCCUGGCUACCCCUCGAAGAAUAUUACCCUGCAAUGGAACCACUCUCGUUCCAGUAAUGUGUACCCCUCGCCUGCCACGGGUACCCUUCCGUAUCCGGGGACGGGCUCCUACAUUGGAAACCCAUCUUACGCGCCCCUCAAUGGCCAUAGCCAUUAUCCGCCGCCAACUCAGCCGGGUCCGGUUUCGGGAUCGCAACAGUUCACGCCUAUCCAGUUUGAUUAUUACCAACCCCCACAACACAGUGUUCCUGCGAAUCCCGGACCUUCACAGUAUAAUCAGUCUUCCUAUGGUAGUCCCUACGGGUCGUAUAUGCAGCCCGCCCUCGCAGCUCCGGCCCCAUUACAAGGACAGAUCCCGUCAGCGAGAUGGAACACAGCGACGCCCGCGACGAAUGGGUACCACACGAACGGGUACCCUCCCAUAGAGCCACGACUACCACCAAGUCAGGCCCUGCCUACAGGGCCGCGGGUCGAUCCGCGUAUCCCGGCUGCAAACAUUCAGCAGUCAUAUCGUCCGCAACUGCAGCCUCGUCAAACAAUGGACUUCACUCCCUCAUAA